This is a messenger RNA of Salvia splendens (bonfire salvia), 1196 nucleotides long. Its product is annotated as ethylene-responsive transcription factor ERF113. The coding region runs from base 91 to 849 and encodes 252 amino acids. Gene Ontology annotation, biological process: ethylene-activated signaling pathway; regulation of DNA-templated transcription. The record is from RefSeq and is a predicted model, not a curated record. The transcript is spliced from 2 exons. Lineage: Eukaryota; Viridiplantae; Streptophyta; Magnoliopsida; Lamiales; Lamiaceae. Gene Ontology annotation, molecular function: DNA-binding transcription factor activity; DNA binding.
AAGAGGCCCCUUCCUUCCAAUGAAUCCGAGGAUCAAAACGACGUCGAUCCAUUUUUCCCGAUUUACUCAUCCGCCAGAUCGCAGCUAGACAUGUCCGCCAUGGUCACCGCCCUCUCUCAGGUUCUCGGUUACACCGGCGAGAACCCACCAGAGUCCACCUUCGACACUUCUCCGCCACUGCCUCAUCUUCACUCAUCAACCGAACCCCAAACUCAGCCCGUUCAAGAACAAGGGAGCACUCAAAAUCCAAGGAGGAGGAACUACAGAGGGGUCCGACAGCGGCCGUGGGGGAAAUGGGCGGCGGAGAUUCGCGACCCGAAGAAGGCCGCGCGCGUGUGGCUCGGCACAUUCGACUCCGCGGAGGCCGCAGCCCUGGCCUACGACGAGGCUGCGCUAAGGUUCAAAGGAAAUAAGGCCAAGCUCAACUUCCCCGAGAGGGUUCAAGGCCGGACUGAAUUCGGCUACCUAACAACCGGGCGCGGCGCCAUGCCUACUCAGACUCAAACUCAAACUCAAACUCAAACUCAAACCCGAGCUCCUCCGAACCAAGAGAACUACCUCAACGUUCAUCACUACGAGGAACUUCUUCGCGGCGACUACAUCAAUAGCAGCUAUGGCUAUGGGAACUCAUCAUCAUCAUCUUCCUCACAAGGGGUUUAUGGAGGAGGGCUGCCUUUUGUUUCGAUUCCGAUGGCGGCUUCUUCGUCUUCGCUUGCGCAUGGUCAGGAAGAUGAGCAGAGAGAGCAAGAUUGUGUGGGGUUUCAGUCGCACUUCGGGUCUAACUCGGGCUCUGCUGAAAACUGGGAGGAAUAUGAAACCAAGAAUACAAGGAGUUACUGUUUCUUUUGAGGAAAUUAAUGCGUGUCGAAUUUUGAUUUCUCAUCCCACACACGGGAAUAGUAAGGACUACCUAACUUCAUUAGUAUGAAGUGUUUUGGAAGUGUUUCAAGAACAAAACCGUGAGGACUUAAUGCAAAAAAAUAGACAAUGUCAUACUAAUGUGAGUUCGGAUGUGCAUCGACCAACGCUCACACUCACAGUGUAUUCGCCAGUGUAUCCGAGUUUCUUAUAUAUAGGGUAUUUCACAAGAUAUCUCUUACCUAUUCCUUUUUUGUGUUUUUAUUUUAUGUUUUUGGUUUUGGGGGAUAUCUUGUAAUGUCAUAACGUGUCGUUAUAUGUAACACGUAGAAUUUCAG